AUGGUGUAAAUUAUUUUAAUAAAUUAAAAAAUUAAAUCGAAAUAAGAAAUCUAUUUUUUUCUAUUGUAUUUUAUUAUUAGAUAGAUACAUUUUUUUGCUCUUUUUUUAAAUUAAAAUUUGUAAAAAUAAAUAAGGAGGAAAUUCCCAUCAAUAAUACGAUAAUAGUAAAUAAAUAUAUCAUUGAUAAAGUAGAAGAAAACAAAGAAGAAUUAUAAUAAAAAGUAGAAUUAGUAAAUUAAUAAUAAAAAGAAAGAAAAGAAGAAAAUGAUGAUGAAGAAGAAGAAAAAGAAGAAGAAAGAAAGCAUGAAAUAUUUGAAAAAUAACUAAUAAAUAAAUAAAAUACAUAAUUAUGCAAAGUCUGUUAUGAAUAAGAUAAUCAAAAACAAGUUUUUUCUCUUUCAUGCUGCUAUAACUAAUUCCAUUAAACAUGCUUAUAAGAAUGCUUUACUGCUUAGAUGA
Tetrahymena thermophila SB210 is the source of this 459-nucleotide messenger RNA. Its product is annotated as transmembrane protein, putative. The transcript has a single exon. NCBI's taxonomy places the organism in Eukaryota, Ciliophora, Oligohymenophorea, Hymenostomatida, Tetrahymenidae. The record is from RefSeq and is a predicted model, not a curated record.